AUGUCGGCCCGUAAGGACCCGUCCUCGGUGAGGAUCCGGGAGGUUCUGCUGGAGAUGAGGCGGUACCGGAUGGGUUUGAUCCAGACGGCCGAUCAGCUCCGGUUCUCCUACCUCGCCGUCAUCGAGGGCGCCAAAUACAUCGGGGGGGACACCAGUCUGCAGGAGUCGUGGAAGGAGCUUUCUAAGGAGGAAGACGAGCCUCCAGAGUUCACCCCCCCUCCUCCUCCCCCCCCCAGAGACCCUCCCGUCGACCGGGUGGAGUCGAGGUUCUUCCCCGAACACCAAGAGGUCCUCCAGAAGGCGCAGACACGCAGCCUGGGGUCCUCUCAGGAGCCGGAGCUGAGGAAGAGGAACCUGGCUGCUCCUCUCCCUCCUCUUCCUCCUGCUGAUGUCCUGAUGGAGGAUCCUCCGUCUCCUGCUCCUCCAAAACCCCCUCGACAGCAACAGCAUCUGGACGAGGAGAAGAUGGAGAAGGAGAAGCUAGAGGAGGAGAAGCUGGAGGAGGAGAAGCUGGAGGAGGAGAAGCUGAAGGAGGAGAAGCUGGAGGAGGAGAAGCUGGAGGAGGAGAAGCUGGAGGAGGAGAAGAAGCAGAAGCGUUUUGAGGGGCCACUGGAGGAGUUAGACCCCCCUAAAGACCCCCAAAGUCCUGGGUCUUGGCCCCUCCUCACCAACGUGUGCCUGGUCUCAUUUCUGGCAGUCGGAGCGUACGUCUGCUACAGAGCCUGCUUCCACUGAGGAGAUCAAACCUACAUUUAGGGGAAGAAUACAAUUUAUUUCAACUUUUUGAUCCUGAAAUCUGGAAAAACCGUUGAAAAUAUAAUUUAUUUCAAUGUUUUUCAUCGUUGAUUUAAAAAUACAAUGAAAUUACAACAUUUCAAACUAAGAACAAGUAUUUGAAAAGUGUUAUCAAGCAUUUUAAUAAUCUUUUUCACGUUUAUUUAUGUCUUCAUAUUUCAGUCAUUAUUUUAUUUUCCAGAUUCAGAACUUUCUUUUCUCGUUUUUUUUACUUUCACUUCGUAUUUUUCGCUUUCAGAUUUUAGCCCUGAUGUUGCGUUGGGGGCGGGACUAACGCCAUGAGUGACAGGUCUUAUAGCUAGUCACGUUGCCUUCAGGGAACCAUAAACCACAAAACUAUCAUGACUCAAAUAUCAGAAUAUAGAUAAAAGAGAAAUAUAAAAAAACGUUUUAUUGCUUCGAACGAAAUCCAAAUAAUAUUCAACCAAAAAAAAAACAUUUUAAUAAUUAUUUUUUAUUUGAAUUAUUGUAUUUUUCGAAGCUCAGGAUCAAAACUGUUGAGAUUCAGUUCCAUGCUCCCCCUGAUCUCCUCCUUUCACCCAAUGACUGAAACUCGUACGUUCUUCCAUUUCAUCGUGUGUGUGUGUGUGUGUAUGUGUGUGUGUAUGUGUGUGUGUCUGAAACUAGGCUCACUGCUUUGAAGUGUUUCACGGUUAAACGUCCGUAUGAAAGGUCACGUUUAAGAUGUUUAAAGAACAAGGUGAAACUAACAAUAACCAAAGGCAGCGCCACAACAAACCCUUAAUCUCAAUAAACCACUCCCAUGUGAUUAUUAGAGAAAGUGACCAAUUGUGCACAAAUAAUUUGCAUGCGGAGGAGUUAAUGAAGAAAUCUCUUAAAAGCAUUUUGCUACGUGUUUUUAUGCGUCUACUUCUUCCUGAUCCAGGUGGUAACCUCCCCAUGUUCUACAUCAACUGAAAGCAGCCGUUUAGCCCAAUUUAAAAUCCAUUUCUAGCCAAAAACUGGUGCUUUUUAGGAAUAUCUACACGGCAACCGAGGGGGGUCUCUAAGGCUGUUGAACCCCCUCUCCAGUCAGACACAUCGGGAGGAACCGGAUCAGGUUUAGAAAACAGAUCACCACAGUUUCUCUCAUUUGUCCUUCAGGGCUUCCGUACUUUUUAAAAACAAGACGAGCUCACUUUCUCAGAUUCACGUGCUCGACAUCUUGAGAUCUUUAGUUGAUAGCGUUGGCUUUGAAUCUGAAGGCUGCGCUCGCUUUGAUCAUUGAUGUGUCGUAACAUUGCCAAAAUCAGUUCCCAGCGUCUCACCUGGAGAUCCACUUCCUUUAUCUGAGAUAUCAUUCAAACACAUCACCGCGGACCUUUCCUACAUUUUCAAUAGAGAAUAUAUUCCAAUGAUGGUGCUCUGAGGCUUUGUUCAGAUGCCUUUACCCUCACAGGUGAUGAUUCACCAGAGAAGCAGGUUCCUUCAUCGUGUUGAUAUGUUAGCUUCACAUCAUUCUACAUGUUGCCUUAUUCUGGAUCCACUAUUUCCUGUGGUGUUUAGAGCCAGUCCUGAGUCGCCCUGUCGAUGCAGGAACUCACAGCAAUAUGCCGACGCGUCGCUCGCUGAAAACCUUCUGAUCAAACCAAAAACCCAACACCAGCACGAGGAGCUGCGGACGGCCUUUUGUACAAUAACGUUUGUUUAAAGCCUGCUGCAUUGUGGGUCACCAGGUGUGUGCGUGCAGAGAUUACCUGAGCUUCAGAAUGUAUUCCAUUAAAUAUAAAUAUAUAUUUUGUUAAAUCAGGUUUCUGUUUGCAGAGAGUCGGAGACGGCUGCGUCUGGUUCUCUACCCUCGUGCCGUUGAGCAGAAACAUGUAUUUUUUUAUUUACAUCUGUUGUUCUUCUUUUUAAAUAAAUACAAACAAACAGA
Gymnodraco acuticeps is the source of this 2671-nucleotide messenger RNA. RefSeq names its product tyrosine-protein phosphatase non-receptor type 1-like. Gene Ontology annotation, biological process: protein dephosphorylation. The record is from RefSeq and is a predicted model, not a curated record. NCBI's taxonomy places the organism in Eukaryota, Metazoa, Chordata, Actinopteri, Perciformes, Bathydraconidae. Gene Ontology annotation, molecular function: protein tyrosine phosphatase activity.